AUGCGUUUCUCAAAUUGCUUCUCCCUCCUCGCUGCAGCUGUCUUCACGCUUGUCUCUGCCGAAGCAUACACAACCGACGCCUUCACUGGUCCAGCACCCAUCUCAAACAUCCACGCCCGCGUCGCCGCCCAAAUCUUCUCUCGUCAAAACAUACAGGACUGCGGAAAUGGACAACACUGCACAAACUCCAUCUGCUGCGGCAACAUCAACUGCAUGCCAGCCGACGCUCAAUGCUGCACAAACGGCCAAUAUUGUCUCUCUGGCGGGACUUGCAUGUUGGAGAGCGGAAUCAUGAAGUGUCAACAUGCGGAUGGAACUUUUGAGAACUCGGGAAGUGAUAAUUCCGGGAGUGAUGCGCCUGCCACUACGCCGGCGCCGAAACCGUCGAGUGGUGAGCAGGUUAAGGUUGGGCUGGGUGGGGUUUUAGUGAUUGCGUUAGGGGCGGUGUUGCUUUUGUAG
Molecule: messenger RNA, 459 nt
Organism: Glarea lozoyensis ATCC 20868
Lineage: Eukaryota; Fungi; Ascomycota; Leotiomycetes; Helotiales; Helotiaceae
Exons: 2
Coding region: 1-459 (152 amino acids)
Source: RefSeq, a predicted model, not a curated record